This is a messenger RNA of Cyprinus carpio (common carp), 1004 nucleotides long. RefSeq names its product myelin protein zero-like 3 (gene mpzl3). The record is from RefSeq and is a predicted model, not a curated record. Gene Ontology annotation, cellular component: membrane. NCBI's taxonomy places the organism in Eukaryota, Metazoa, Chordata, Actinopteri, Cypriniformes, Cyprinidae.
UCUGGAGCGUCACUUCCGGUCUCACCUGUUGGGCAGGUAUCAAAGACUCAAACAUGGAGGACAGACACACACCAGCGACAUAAACCUGCUCAUAUUCACUCAUAAUCAUCAUAUAUGUUCUGUUCUCUGUCAUGGAUGUGAACAGAAGCCUGUCUAAAGGAGUUUUAUCGUGUGUUUUCGUCGGUUUCGUGCUGUGGAGGAGCGUGUGUUGUAUCUCAGUAGCGGCUCCAGCAGAGGUCAGCGUGGUCAGAGGAGGCACUGUGACCCUGACCUGCUCCUUCACCUCCUCCAGUUCCAUCACCAGCCAUAUGUCCAUCGACUGGACCUUCAGACCCGACAGCGGCGGUCCUGCCAAAACCAUCUUUCACUUCUCGUCUCAAGCGUACCUGCCGGAGGAUGAUUAUUUUAAGGGUCGUGUGAAGUGGGCCGGCAGCCCGUCGCGGGGCGAAGCGUCGAUCCAGCUGCUGAACGCCUCACUCACUGAUAACGGCACGUACACCUGCGCCGUACGCAACCCUCCCGAUGUCCACGGACACCCGGCCCAGACCGUCCUCACCGUCACACCACAGAGGCUGUCGGUGACGUUCACGGAUGUCGGCGUGUUGCUGGUGUUUGUUCUGGUGCCGUCAGGAAUCGUCACGCUGGUGCUGCUGGGACGAAUCCUGUGUCCGUGCCGGUCCGUGUCCGAGAAGAGUCCCGCCGCGGCCCAUCACUCGCCCAUCGAGGAGGUCACUGGAGAUGAGUAUUUCUACGGCCAGACGCAGCCGAAGCGCAGCCUGUGCUGCUGCUACUUUAAGGAUUUUGAAUAUGAGGACGACUACAUGAUGGAAGAAAAACCGCAUGAACACACCUUCAUCGAGGCAGAGUGUUAGACGAAUAACUCCUGAGUGUGUGUGUGUGUGAUAGAGAGAGAGAGUGUGUGUGUGUGUGUGUGUGAGAGAGAGUGUGAGUGUGUAUGAGAGAGAGAGAGAGAGAGUGUAUGUGUGUGUGUGUGUGUGUGAGAG